AUGGCGAAUGCAUCUGGGAUUUCUACUCCCACGGCGGCCGGCGUUGGGAGGAGAUUUUCGCCGUCGAUAGGCAUUUAUCGAUCUGGGUUUUGGUUCUCUGAGGUCGUGGCCAGGAGAAUAGUGUGCUCCAGCGCUACUCAUAGCGACAAGACGCUCUCCCCUUCUGAUUCGAGAGCUCCUAGGCUUGUAAGCAGAGGCUGCAAGCUAGUUGGAUGUGGGUCUGCUCUACCGAGUCUCCAAAUAUCCAAUAGCGACCUCUCGAAAAUUGUCGAUACUAACGAUGAAUGGAUAUCGGUUCGGACAGGAAUUCGGAAUCGAAGAAUACUUGCUGGGAAAGAUAGUCUAACCAGCCUGGCUGUAGAGGCAUCACAGAAAGCUCUUGAUAUGGCGGGUGCUAGUCCUGAUGACGUGGAUCUCGUGCUAUUGUGUACAUCGACUCCAGAAGACUUGUUUGGCAGUGCCCCACAGAUUCAAAAAGCACUUGGAUGCAAAAACAACCCGUUAGCAUAUGACAUUACUGCUGCAUGCAGUGGUUUCGUUUUGGGCCUAGUUUCAGCCGCUUGCUACAUUAGAGGGGGUGGCUUCAAAAAUGUUUUGGUGAUUGGGGCCGAUGCAUUGUCUCGCUAUGUCGAUUGGACUGAUAGAGGAUCGUGUAUCCUUUUUGGUGAUGCUGCUGGUGCCGUUUUAGUACAGGCAUGCGACAGUGAAGAGGAUGGUUUAUUUGCGUUCGACAUGCACAGUGAUGGUGAAGGGCAGAGACACUUGAAAGCUAACAUUAAAGAAAAUGAGAAAGAUCGCUCAAUGGGCACAAAUGGGUCGCUCCUCGGGAUUCUACCAAAAGACACAUCUUACUCGUGCAUCCAAAUGAAUGGGAAAGAGGUGUUCCGAUUCGCAGUUCGUGUCGUCCCACAAUCGAUUGCUUUGGCCUUAGAAAAGGCGGGCCUCAGUGGAUCUAAUAUAGAUUGGUUGCUUCUUCACCAGGCAAACCAAAGAAUCAUUGAUGCUGUAGCCACACGGCUAGAAAUCCCGGGUGAACGAGUGAUAUCCAACCUGGCGAAUUAUGGCAACACGAGUGCUGCAUCGAUCCCUUUGGCAUUGGAUGAGGCCGUUAGAAGUGGGAAGGUCAAAAGUGGUCAAACCUUAGCUACUGCAGGUUUUGGAGCAGGGCUCACGUGGGGCUCGGCCAUAAUCAGAUGGGGUUGA
Molecule: messenger RNA, 1203 nt
Organism: Striga hermonthica
Lineage: Eukaryota; Viridiplantae; Streptophyta; Magnoliopsida; Lamiales; Orobanchaceae
Source: the annotation of a GenBank genome assembly